Aspergillus nidulans FGSC A4 is the source of this 1626-nucleotide messenger RNA. RefSeq lists its product as uncharacterized. The transcript is spliced from 7 exons. Gene Ontology annotation, molecular function: transmembrane transporter activity. Gene Ontology annotation, cellular component: membrane. The record is from RefSeq and is a predicted model, not a curated record. Gene Ontology annotation, biological process: transmembrane transport. NCBI's taxonomy places the organism in Eukaryota, Fungi, Ascomycota, Eurotiomycetes, Eurotiales, Aspergillaceae. The coding region runs from base 1 to 1626 and encodes 541 amino acids.
AUGCACCCCUACCGUCUCAUACUCUUAAAGCCUGGCCAACCCCCCUGUCGUCGGGUUCCUUUGUUCCGCAUUCGACCGCAGCCUUUUCGAGCCUGUGCACGUUUGGAGCCCGUUCCAGUCAUCAUGGCAGAGAAAUCGAUCCAAGAAAAUUCCUCCAGGACUUCUGAUAUCGAAAAGGUCACUUCGUUGCACGACCCUCAGAAGUCACGGCUAGACCAGUUCCCGGAUCCAGAUGAGGGAUUGAGUGAGGAGGAGAGGGCUAAGAUUGACCGCGCCCUUCUCUGGAAGUUGGAUAUGAAAUUAGUCCCCUGGCUAAGUUUGCUUUAUCUAGUGUCCUUCUUAGACCGUACCAACAUCGGAAAUGCAAAGCUCGACAACCUCCAAGAGGACCUUAGCAUGUCUGACAACCAAUAUAAUUCAUCGCUCACUAUUUUCUUCGUUUCGUAUGCAGUCUUUGAGCCGUUGACCAAUGUCCUCCUCAAACGGCUGCGGCCGAGCGUCUUCAUCCCCAUCAUCAUGGUCUUAUGGGGUAUUUGCAUGUUGAGCAUGGGCUUUGUCCAUAACUGGGCCGGUCUCAUGACUGCCCGCUGGUUUCUCGGCCUCACUGAAGCCGGCCUCUUUCCCGGUGUUGGCUACUUUCUAUCAUGUUGGUACAAGCGCUCGGAAUUUGGUAUCCGAAUGGCGAUCUUCUUCUCGGCCGCCGCCCUAGCCGGCUCCUUCGGUGGCCUUCUCGCAACUGCAAUCGUACAGAUGGAUGACGUAGGCGGGAAAGCCGGGUGGGCCUGGAUUUUCAUACUGGAGGGUCUCGCGACGGUUCUCAUUGGCGUUGCCUCGUUCUGGAUGGUCUACGAUUUCCCUGACGAGGCGACGUUUCUGUCAGAAGAUGAUCGAAAGAGAGUGCUGAGACGGCUGGCGGAGGACCAACAGGCGAGUGCUGAGCAUGAGGAGUUCAAGAUGACGUACUUCUGGAGCAGUCUCAAGGAUUGGAAGACAUAUGCCGGGAUGGUGAUCUAUAUGGGUGCUGAUGGAAGUCUCUAUGCGUUUUCGCUGUUCGUGCCAACCAUCAUCAACCAGCUGUCGCAACUCCUUAGCGUCCCGCCAUACGCCGCCGCUGCGCUCGUCACAGUCGCCGUCGGCUUCAUCGCAGACCGCACCCGCCAGCGCGGCAUUUGCAAUAUACUAGUUUCUUUCGUCGGCAUAGCAGGCUUCGCCAUGCUGCUGGGCGCAAAAUCCCCGGGCGCCCGGUACGCAGGAACAUUCCUCGGCGCCAUGGGCAUCUACCCCGCCAUCGCGAAUACGAUUUCGUGGACGAGUAAUAAUGUUGAGGGUGUGUACAAACGCGGCGUAACCCUAGGCUUCGUAAUCGGGUGGGGAAAUCUGAACGGAAUCGUGUCGUCGAAUAUCUAUCGCGGCAAGGACCGUCCAGACUUCUAUCCCGGUCAUGGGACUGUCCUGGCCUAUCUUGUUCUGUUUCAGUUUGGCGGAUCGCUGUUGCAGUAUAUUUUUUUGAGACGAGAGAAUGCAAAGCGGAGACGAGGUGAGAGGGACCAUUGGGUGGAGGGGAUGGACGAGGGCGAGAUUCGGGCGCUGGGUGAUAAGCGGCCGGAUUUUAUAUACACGCUUUGA